UCAUUCAUUCCCAAAUUUCCACCGCUCCCUCUUAAACCCUACCUCCUUAGGGUUUUUCAGAGCAGCCUCCACUCCUCCUUUUCUUCUUUCUUCUCCUCCAUAACCCCUUCUACUCCUUCCAAUGGGCAAGUCAAGCAAGAAGUCAGCCACCAAGGUUGAGGCAGCUCCCGCUGCUGUAGUCCCAGUCUCCAAGUCUGGAAAGAAAGGAGGCAAGAGGGAAGCCGAGAAUGUAAUUGAGAAGGCGGUGAGUGCGAAGAAGCAGAAGAAGGAUGUGGCCGUUGUUCAGGCCAUUCAGAAGACUAAGGCUGAAGCCAAGACGCAAAAGAAGAAGAAAGAGGAGAGCAGCAGCGAGGAUGAGUCUGACAGUUCUUCAGAGGAUGAGAAGCCUGCUCCCAAAACCAAGACUGUUGUUCCUCCUAAAAAGCCAGCCAUAGCUGCUAAAAAGGAAGAGUCCAGCAGUUCUGAAUCCUCUUCAGAUUCUGAUGAAGAUGAAAAACCUGCUGCCAAAACUGGAGUUCCUACCAAUGGGAAAAAAGCCGAGUCUUCUGAAAGUUCAGAAUCUUCUGAUGAUGAUUCUGACGAGGAGGAAGUUCCUAAAGCAAAAGCACCCACAAAGUUGCCACAAGUUGCUGCUAAGAAUGGCAAGAAGAAAGAUGAUUCAAGUUCCUCAGAAUCAAGUGAUGAUUCAGAGGAUGAUGAGGAAACUCCUGCUAAGGUUACUGCACUUGCAAAGAAGGUUGCUGCUCCUGCUGCAAAGAAGCCAGAUUCAAGCAGCUCUGAAGAUAGUGAUUCUGAUGAUGAGGAUACCAGUGACGACUCGUCUGAUGAUUCAGAGGAAGAAAAGCCAAAGAAUGCUAAACCUGCUGCUGAAGCAGCUCAACCUUCAAAGAGUGAAAGUGAAAGUGAAAGUGAAAGCGACUCUGAUGAAGAAGAUGAUGAUGAUAAGCCGCAAACUAAAAAGGUGAAGGCUGAUGUCCCUGCCAAAGCUGCUAAAAAGGAAAGUAGUUCAGACGAGGAUGAGGAAAGUUCAGAUGAAGAAUCUGAGGAAGAUGUGAAGACUCCAAAGAAAAAGGACUCGGAUGUAGAGAUGGUAGAUGCUCAAUCAAAAUCUGAAAAGAAAGCUCCUAAAACCCCUGCUACCCCAGAAACGUCGGGUUCUAAGACUUUGUUUGCUGGCAAUUUGUCAUACAAUAUUGAGCAGAAAGAUGUGGUGGAGUUCUUCAAGAAUGUCGGCCAAGUUGUUGAUGUCCGGCUCUCCUCUGAUGCUGAUGGAAAUUUCAAGGGAUAUGGACACGUAGAGUUUGCCACUGCUGAAGAAGCCCAAAAGGCUGUGGGUUUGAAUGGUUCUGAUUUGUUUGGUCGUCCGAUCAGGCUUGAUCUGGCUCGUGAAAGGGGUGAAAGGGGUGCAUAUACUCCUCAUAGCGGCAAAGAGGGCAACUCUUAUCAGAGAGGAGGACAGGGUCAGUCACAGACAAUAUUUGUACGAGGAUUUGACACAACACAGGGGGAGGACGAGAUUCGAAGUGCCUUGCAAAGUCAUUUUGGGUCUUGUGGUGACAUCACACGGGUGUCCAUCCCGAAAGAUUAUGACACUGGCGCCCCCAAAGGGAUGGCUUACAUGGACUUCACAGAUGCUGAUGCUCUCAACAAAGCCUUGGAGUUUGAUAAUUCUGAUCUCGGAAACGGCUGUUAUUUGAGUGUCCAACCUGCCAAACCUAGAGGUGAUUUUACCAGUGAGAGACCUGGUGGUGGUCGUCGAGGUGGUGGUCGAUUUGACAGUGGUGGUCGUCGAGGUGGUGGUCGAUUUGACAGUGGCGGCCGUCGUGGUGGUAGGGAUUCUGGUGGUAGGCGUGGAGGCAGAGGAGGCAGAGGCCCUAGCCUCGCUACCCCUGGAACAGGGAAGAAGACCACCUUCAAUGACGAAUAGGCGGUUCCCCUGAUAAAGAUUUGGCGUAUUAUCCAUGUUAAUUUAUUUUAGAUGCGUAUCUAAUGUUUUCCGUAGACCUUGAACAUGACGUAUAAGGCGAGUGGCAUUUUUGUAUUUCGACAUUUCAACUAUUAUAAAAUAUUUUAUUUGGUCAUCAUUUUUGUAGAAACUUAUUUGGGAUAAGAUUAUUGCUAGUAUUGGUUUUGGAG
This is a messenger RNA of Fragaria vesca subsp. vesca, 2136 nucleotides long. RefSeq lists its product as uncharacterized. The transcript is spliced from 18 exons. Gene Ontology annotation, molecular function: RNA binding. Bases 122 to 1927 code for a protein of 601 amino acids. Lineage: Eukaryota; Viridiplantae; Streptophyta; Magnoliopsida; Rosales; Rosaceae. The record is from RefSeq and is a predicted model, not a curated record.